AUGCAGCGCAGCAAAGGCAGCAGCAGCAGCAGCAGCAGCAGCAGCAAUAACAGGGGCGGAGCAGCAGCACCACUACAACAACCCCACUGCCUCCGUGGUCAGCAGCUGCAGCAGCAGCUGACGGGGCUGCAGCACAAACUGCGGCAACCGCAGCAGCAGCAGCAGCAGCAGCAGCAGCGACAGCCGACGCAGCAGCAGCAGCAACUAAAGCAGAAGCAGCAGCUGAAGCAGCAGCAGCAGCAGCUGCCAAAGCAGCAGCAGAAAUGGAUGAGGAGCUCCCACAAAGGACGCUGCGGCAGCAACGCCAGGUGCGGCCCUUUGCGCAGCAGCAGCUGCAGCAACAGCUGCAGCAGCAGCAGCAGCAACAGCAGCAGGGACAGCAGCAGCAGCUGCUGCAGCAGCAUCACUCACAGCUGCUGUCUGGAGCGACCCCAGGUUCGAGUCCGCUGCCUGCAGCAGCAGCAGCUGCUGCGGGUCAGCAGCAGCAGCAGCAGCAGCAGCAGCACUUGCUCUGCUCACGGGGUGUUGGCUGCUUCGGCCUUUACUGGGGGCAUUGGGCCGCCGCUUGAGGUGCCAUGGGCUCGCAGCAACAGCAGCAGCAGCAGCAGCAGCAGCAGCAGCAGCAACCCCGCUUCUGCUGCAGGUCUGUUUGCUGCUGCAGGGGGUCCUGCUGCUGCUGCAGUGCAGCAGCAGCUUCGCCCCUCCUCCGGCAUCUGCGCGGGGCAGCUGCAGCAGCCGGUGCAUAUACACCCCAGGCCCCUAUCAGCUGCAGCAGCACAACGUAAGCUGCAGCAGCAGCAGCAGCAGCAGCAACAGCAGCAGCAGGAUGUGCGCUGCCCCACAACGCGUCUUCUAGCGAGUGCAGCAGCAGCCUCAGAUGUUACUGCUGUAACCCCUUCGCUGCAUACGCUGCUGCUGCAGCAGCAGCAGCAACAACAGCAGCAGCAGCACGGUCUGCCUCAUCUGCUGCUGCACAGGGAGCCACCUGCUGCAGCACGCAGCGCAACACAACCACCUGCUGCUGCUGCUGCUGCUGCUGCUGCUGCUGAUUUCUCCCAUAGAGUUGCUUCGGAGCAGCAGCUUCUGCUGCAGCAGGCAGCAUACCGCCGCCGCAGCUGCAGCAGCAGCUGCCGCUCCGCCCCUCAGGGUGCUUCUUCUGCUGCAUCUGCUGCUGCUGCUGCUGCUGCUGCUUAUGCAAACAUAGAAAGACAAAGGCAGCAGCAGCUGCUGCUGUCGGAGCAUCAGCAGCAGCAGCAGCAACAGCAGCAGCGGGACUGGCAGCGACAGCAACAGGAGCAGCAACUGCAGCAGCAGCUGCUUCCUUCUCGGCAUGAUGUGCAAGAACAGCAGCGCGAACAGCAGCAGCAGCAGCAGCAGCAGCAGCAGCAGCAGCAGCAGCAGGAUUCGGGGGGUCUGCUGAUGCGUGCAUCUGCUGCUGGACAGUCACUGCUCGGCUUCGGCCGGCAGCUGGCGCGUUGCUGUCAGAGCAUCAGCAGCAGCAGCAGCAACAGCAGCAGCAGCAGCGAGACUGGCAGCGACAGCAACAGGAGCAACAACUGCAUCAGCAGCUGCUUCCUUCUCGGCAUGAUGCGCAAGAACAGCAGCGCGAACAGCAGCAGCAGCAGCAGCAGCAGCAGCAGCAGCAGCAGGAUUCAGGGGCUGGCGCGGCAGCUGCUGCGACCUAGCUCAGCAGCAGCAGCAGCAGCAGCAGCAGGCGGUGCAAACGACCAGCAGCAGCAGCAGCAGCAGCAGCGGCAGCAGCAGCAGCAGCAGCAGCAGCGUGCUCCGUCUCGCACUCCCUCUGUCUGCUCCCUCAAACGCUUCCUCGAGCCGACUGCAGCAGCAGCAGCAGCAGCAGCAGCAGCGGCUCCUGCUGCAGCAGCGGACAUCAUCGGCGGCAUGGCACAGGGGGAACUGCAGCAGCAGCAGCAGCUGCUGCUGCAGCAGCAGCAGCAGCUAUCUCGUUUUAGGAGGCAGGGCUUCUCCCUCAGUCGAGCCCGCCAGUCGCUGCAGCAGCUUGCUGCUGCGCUAGCUAACAAGGAGGAGCUGCUGCUGCUGCAGCAGAAUUACACACGGAUGCAGCAAUACAAGCAGCAGCAGCAGCAACAGCAGCAGCAACAGCAGCAGCAGCAGCAGCAGCAACAGCAGGCAUCCAAGGAGGACAUCAGCGCAGGCAGCUCUAAACAGGAGCAGCAAGCGCAGCAGCAGCAGCAGCAGCAGCAGCAACCACAGCAGCAGCAAGAGCAGCAGCAAGAGCAGCAGCACUUUAUGCAGCAGUACAAGCAGCAGCAGCAGCAACAGCAGCAGCAGCAACAGCAGCAGCAGCAGCAGCAGCAACAACAGCAGGCAUCCAAGGAGGACAUCAGCGCAGGCAGCUCUAAACAGGAGCAGCAAGCACAGCAGCAGCAGCAGCAGCAGCAGCAACCACAGCAGCAGCAAGAGCAGCAGCAAGAGCAGCAGCACUUAACUACCCAGCUUGGUGGCCGUUUUAUAUCACUGCAUGCACCCCUGCUGCUGCAGCAGGAUGCAGCAGUUGCUGCUGCUGUUGCAGCAGCAAACCAGCUGUUGCUGCUGCAGGACUCGUGCGCUAUGGACGAGCAGCAGCAUCAGCCGCAGCAGCAGCAGCGGCUGCAGCAGCAGCUGCUGCAGCGCGAGUAUGGGGGUGAAUUGCUGCUGCUGCUGCAGCAGGUCGAGGAGCAGCAAGAAGCUGUAGACAGUUCGUUGCGUUUGCUUUUGCAGCAGACUAACGCUGCAGCAGCAGCAGCAGCAGCAGCUCAGUCCGCAACCGAGGCAGCAGCAGCACAAGCAGCUGCAGCAGCUCACGAUCCUGCCUCUGACAGUCAACAACAGCAACAGCAGCAGCAGCGACAGCGGCAGCAGCAGCAGCAGCAGCAGCAGAAGAGGGAUUCUGCAGGACUAACGCUGCUGCAGCAGCAGCAGCAGCAGCUCAGUCCGCAACCGAAGCAGCAGCAGCACAAGCAGCUGCAGCAGCUCACGAUCCUGCUUCUGACAGUCAACAACAGCAACAGCAGCAGCAGCAACAGCAGCAGCAGCAGCAGCAGCAGAAGAGGGAUUCUGCAGGGUCAGGGCAGCGGCGUUUGA
Molecule: messenger RNA, 3102 nt
Organism: Eimeria mitis
Lineage: Eukaryota; Apicomplexa; Conoidasida; Eucoccidiorida; Eimeriidae
Source: RefSeq, a predicted model, not a curated record